This is a messenger RNA of Boleophthalmus pectinirostris (great blue-spotted mudskipper), 1528 nucleotides long. Its product is annotated as ankyrin repeat domain-containing protein 61. Bases 175 to 1416 code for a protein of 413 amino acids. The transcript has 5 exons. Gene Ontology annotation, cellular component: nucleus; cytoplasm. Lineage: Eukaryota; Metazoa; Chordata; Actinopteri; Gobiiformes; Gobiidae. Gene Ontology annotation, molecular function: protein binding. The record is from RefSeq and is a predicted model, not a curated record.
AACGAGCAGCAUCACACUUCCCUUAAAUGUCUGUGUAAAUUAACUGUCAUAGGGCCAAUUCGAGUAGUUCCGCCCCAGACCUGAAGAACGAGCUUUGAACAACCACACACCUGGGAGAGUAAACAUGGUAUGCGGUAAAGCCAGUGUUGGAUAUGUUUGGGGACUGUAGGGGCAAUGACAGUUGGAGCUAUCUUACCAGACAACUACAACAAUCUUUUUUUUGCUGCUAUUAUGGAUGAAAACACUGAAGGUAUAGAACAGCUGUCCUUAAUGCAUGGAAGCGACUCCUUGAUUGAAAUAUACCAUGUUACGCAAAGGAAGGUUUUCUGGAAAGCACUGUCCACCUAUCCCCUUCAUCUUGCUGCAAUGAACAGAAAGCUGGAGAGCAUGAAGAGUCUGUUAGCAUUGGGAGCAGACGCUGAAAAAAGGGACAAACAAGGCAGAACAUCACUACACUUAGUAAUUAUGAGCUGGCCAAGAUUGUUAAGUUCAACGAAAGAAUCCACAAAUGUUUCUCCUUUCCGAGCAACUUUGAUCACUGUUCGUGAAAAGGCAGAAGCCUGUUUACAGCUCCUGUGUGAGCAUGGCGUGGACAUUAACGCUGAGGUGACUGGGGUCAUUAAAGAGACAGCCCUUCACAUAGCAGUGUCCUAUUCAGCCCUAUCUGCUGUCAAGACUCUGAUCAGCUAUGGAGCCAGUGUGAAUGUACUGGAUGGUGUGGGAAUGACCCCCCUACACCGAGCCGCAGGAAUACUCAAUAAGGACAUACUUUUGUACUUGAUCAAGCAGGGAGCAGAUCUCAACAUGGCAAUGACCGAGUCUGGGAACACACCUCUGCAUAUCGCAGUAAGCGUCUGUGCGACAAUGACGGCCAAACCUAAAGCAGAUGACCUGGAGUGUGUCGCAGAGCUGCUGGAGCAUGGUGCAGACCCAAACAAAUGCAACAACCAAGACAGAACGCCUUUACAAGACGCAUGCUUCAUGGGCUGCAUCGAACUGGUGGAUCUGCUUCUCAGCUAUGGAGGAGAUAUCAACAAACUGAACAAGGAUGGAGAAAACUGUCUAUUCAUGUUCCUAAACAGGGGGGUAAAAGUAACAAGCAAUGAGCUGCUGUCAAAACUGUUUGGGUUAACCACGCCGCUCAUCUUUCACAACAAAAGUGGCCACCUGCCCUCCUCUCUGAUGCUUCCGUGUUCCUAUAAAUUAAAGGAGCCAAUACUGAGACUUUCACAGGAACCAAGGUCACUUAAAAGCAUCUGCAAAGCUUUUAUUUACAUUCAACACAAUCGUAACAGGACAGAGUGGCAACAAUUGCUGCCAGCUGUUCUAUAUGAAUUUGUUUUUAAUGACUGGGACAAUUUAGAUAGACUGCUGUUAGAUGUAGAGAUAAAUAACAACAACAAAUCUUCAACCUAAAACCCUGGUGACACUAAUGUUGCAGAAUAAUACCGCAAACUUUUACUCAAUAAUACUCCAGACUUUUAUUCAAUAAACAAAAAAGCAUACCUUAAGGUCCCUGUGCAUGAUU